UGAUGAGCGAACACACAAACCAUUAAGCCACCCUGCAUGAGACAAAAAGGUCCUUAACCGUUACAAUUCCAUCAACGCGAAGUCAUUACUAACGUAACCAAAUCUAUCGAAUCCGACGCUGCAGCUGUCAACAUCUUAACGAGACAUCCGGUGCUUGGAGCAUAGUGAACAUAGGAUGCUUGGUCGAGGGGAGGGGAACCAGGGGCCGGCAGGAGGAACUACGUAUGGUUGGAUGGAUAGCACCCAGACUGGACUGCCCAUGGUCGGACAACAUGAAGUUUUUUGGACUGGCAUCCAGGAAAUUUCGAAAGUACCACGUCUACAUGACCACAAUGUUCGCUGUGGCAACAUUCGUCCUCAGCUUUCGUGAAAUAUCCAGACUAGAACAAAUUCAGAGUAAUGGUUCAGCAAAUCAAAUUGCUCCAAAUGAAUUCUCUGAAAUUAAUCAGAAUUCGCUUCAUGAAGGAAUGGUAUUUAGAAAACAGUGGGUCGAGCGAAAUUUGAAGGGAAAAUUUGAUGACGUUAUCACGCAAGUAAAGAGUGUGGGUACAUCACCUGUUUCCAAGAGGACUUCUUUGAAGGUGAAGGACGUGGGCAGAAGUGUCAAGGACGUGGGCAGAAGUGUCAAGAACGUAGUCAGAAGUGUCAAGGACGUGUCAAGAAGUGUUACAGAAUUGCUACACACUACAAGCAAACGUAAGGCAGUGAAAGAAAUUGUGUGGUUCAAUGCACCAGCAUGGAUUCCAAGACAAAAAGGUUCAGAACUGUUUGGAGGUUGUAAAUACAAAAUGUGUACAGUAUCGUACGAUCGUCAAGAUCUCGCUAAAGCAGAUGUGGUGCUUGUUGAUGGAUUUAAUCUACACCAGGGUGCGCCACCACCUAGAUCAGCCAAUCAAAUAUUUGCUCUAUUUUCCUUUGAACCACCGACAUAUUUAACAAUACCCCAAAACUGGAAAGACGCUUUUAACUGGACAAUCAGCUAUCGCCCAGAUUCGGAUAUAUGGAGGCCUUAUGGAAUGGUACGAAAACGGCGAUCCGGUUUGAAAGGGAAACAUUAUGAAAAGUUAGUGAAAGAAAAAACGAACAGUGUCGCAUGGUUCGUAAGUCGUUGCGUUUCACAUAGCCAAAGAGAGAAAUACGUCAAUGAAUUACAGAAGUAUGUCGAUAUAGAUGUGUUCGGGAGGUGUGGUGAUAGCAAAUGCGGCAGAGAUUGCUAUGAAAAGUUAAAAUCCUAUAAAUUCUUUCUUGCUUUUGAAAAUUCCUUUUGUGAGAAUUAUGUCACCGAGAAAUUCUUCAAAACAUUUCUGCAUGAUGUGAUUCCAGUGGUACGUGGUGGCCCAAAUUACAAGAGCCUUUAUGGAGGUGGUUACAUCAUAGACUCAAAAGACUUUGCAACCAUAAGAGAGCUAGGUUAUUAUUUGAACUUUCUUUUAACCAAUGAUAAAGCCUACAUAGAACUAUUGAGAGAAAAAGAUAAACAACGGGUAUAUUUUCCAUUACCAUGGUGUGGUCUGUGUGAAAAGCUACACAAACCUUUAGUUAAGAAAAACUAUGCUAAUAUCAACCACUGGUUGUCCAGAGAAAAAUGUCAUUUACCAAAUGACAUAAUAAAGUAAAA
Molecule: messenger RNA, 1618 nt
Organism: Haliotis rufescens (red abalone)
Lineage: Eukaryota; Metazoa; Mollusca; Gastropoda; Lepetellida; Haliotidae
Product: glycoprotein 3-alpha-L-fucosyltransferase A-like
Exons: 2
Coding region: 225-1616 (463 amino acids)
Cellular component (GO): membrane
Molecular function (GO): alpha-(1->3)-fucosyltransferase activity
Source: RefSeq, a predicted model, not a curated record